Molecule: messenger RNA, 1896 nt
Organism: Cyphellophora attinorum
Lineage: Eukaryota; Fungi; Ascomycota; Eurotiomycetes; Chaetothyriales; Cyphellophoraceae
Product: Amino-acid acetyltransferase, mitochondrial
Exons: 1
Coding region: 1-1896 (631 amino acids)
Biological process (GO): L-arginine biosynthetic process
Cellular component (GO): mitochondrial matrix
Molecular function (GO): L-glutamate N-acetyltransferase activity, acting on acetyl-CoA as donor; arginine binding
Source: RefSeq, a predicted model, not a curated record
AUGGGUAUCUUGAACGAAUACUGUCCUAGACUAGGACGCGUUCAGGUAACCACUUACAGCCUUCAGCAAUUGAGAUGGCAAGCAACUUCUUCACCUGCUCAGAAUGUCACCAGCCCUAAAUCUGGACGCUCGAGGAAGUCUCCUCUUGGAAAGCUUGCGCAGCAAAAAGAGGAAGACAAACAGUUCUUUGCUGACCUUCUCUCUGCUGCUGCAACCAAACGCGAUGCGAAAGCAUACCUCUCACGACUGAAGUCCGACCGCUUCAAUGCAAAGCCAGACUUGUCCGGAAUCUUCUUUCCGACGAAUGCUGUCGCGGACACCCCAAAGUUCGAGCAGAAUGCCCUAAGCAAGAGCAGCGAGAUUCAAUAUGCAGAACUACCGCAUGUUGCACUGGUCAAGAUCUCAGCAAUGAGCCAGAUUGACGAUGGCGUGUUGCGAGGUAUCGCAGGCACUUUGACCCAACUCGCUAGACUGAGUAUGCUUCCCUGCAUCGUGAUUGACGAAGACACCGAACUGAGCCCCAUUCAGCGGCGGAAACAGGUAGAACAACAGGCAGACCGACUCGUGAGCGCUAUUGAAGACUCGGCAGGCUAUAGCGUCAGAAAAGUGUCCGACAUUCUCAGCAUAGGGUCCGAUGGACGAGCUAUGGUAACGAUGCCGGCCUUGCUCGAGAGACCGCUUCAACGUGGACGGAUUGUCUUGGUCAUGCCUGUUGCCUAUGACCCUGCCACACAAAGCAUCACCUCGGUAAAGGGUGAUGACGUCUUGGUGGCAUUGACGAAGUACUCGACAGGUCACGAGUCUUCUUCGUGGUCCGGCGGUGUCAACACCACCAGCACCUCGCCCAAGGCAGCUGUGAUCGACCGGGUCAUUGUCAUAGAUGCAGCAGGAGGUGUCCCAAGCACCAAGUCUAUCGACCAGAUGCAUGUCUUUGUGAACAUGGAGCAAGAGUAUCACUCCUUGCAAGAAGAGCUUCGCAGCUCAAAUGAUGACAGAGUAUCGCCUUCCCAUGCGUCGAACCUGUCAAUGCUUCGGCAAUGCCUGCAGUUGCUUCCAUCAACAGCUUCUGGUCUGAUUACAACUCCAUUCGAAGCCGCAAAUUCAUGUCAGAGAGCACACGAUAGUCCUCCCGAUGUCUCAACAGUGGGAACUCGUCGUCAGCGUAACCCUCUUAUCCAUAGCUUGCUCACUGACAAGCCCGCCUAUUCGUCUUCGCUACCAUCGAGCCGCUUGUCGACAGAGUUUCCAGUACUGACAACCUCGACAUCGGUCAAGCACGGAUUGCCGCUGACUAUUCUGCCAAAUCCCGAUGCUCAGCAGUGGACACCAACAAAGAAGCCAUGGAUCCAACUGACGGACCCACGCAUUGACCUUGAUCGGCUGGUCUACCUCAUCAACGAUAGCUUUGGUCGACAGCUAGACGUUCCAGCCUACCUUCGGCGGGUCAACGACACAAUCGCUGGAGUCAUCAUCGCUGGAGACUACGAAGGUGGCGCAAUUUUGACAUGGGAGCGUCCUUCCUAUCUUCCUUCUGAUAGUGAUCGACUGGUCCCUUACCUCGACAAGUUCGCGGUACUGAGGAAGGCCCAGGGUGGAGGAGGUGGCGUAGCCGACAUCUUGUUCAACGCGAUGACUCGCACUUGCUUUCCUGACGGCGUGUGCUGGCGCUCUCGGAAGAACAACCCGGUCAACAAGUGGUAUUUUGAGCGAAGUCGAGGAACCUGGAAACUCCCGGGCAUGGACUGGACCAUGUUCUGGACGACACCAAAUGUUGUGGCUCCUGGAGUUAGGUCACCAAACAGAGGAGGGGUGUCGAAUCAGGACACGUUCCUUGACUACGAGACUGUGUGCCGAAGUGUGCAGCCGACUUGGCUGGACAAAAAGGCCGCGGCCUGA